UCGACCCUGGAGAACACGCUAUCAUUUUCUGCCCUGAGUUCGGAUUUACAGUGAGCUUCAACCAUUAACCUCUAUAAUAUAUACGCACCUUACACCCUUAGACCACCAUUCUAUUGCGUUUCGACUUAGUGUAAUUAUAUAAACUGUUAUCUUAGGUUUUGGUUUGGUUGUGCCAAUGUUAAAGGAGGCGUAAGGGAUGUGUACGUAGACAGCCUGAAAGACCGUAAUCGGGGUACAAAUGACCCAAUAUCAACAGAGCAAGGAGGAAAUAACGAACUGUUUCCAAGAUAUUAUCAAAUAGUUAGCUUAGCUGUCGUCUACGCGUUUAUUUUUAGUUAGAUAUUCUACAGAGGCGAAUUCAUUGACAAAUAGUAACAUCAUAACAACUGUCUUCAAUUUGCUUGGACCGGGUGGCACAUUAGCUACUUGGCUUGGUAGCUAUAAAGUUAGUUAGGUUAGCUAAAUUAACGCUACGUGUUGGUUGCUAACGAGGUAUUUAAUGUUAAGCUACGCAGCUAGCUAAAGGCAACAAACACGGUUAGCAUUGUCCAACUUUUUGAGGUGGGUCAAAAUGCUUGUUGACCAAUUUUGACGGGGAAUUUCCUUGUUAAUCCAGGCCAUCGUUGUCAGCUAACGUUAGCUACCUGCUGGGAAACACUGGUCUUCGGUAAAGCCAUGGCAGAUGAAAAUACACAGUUCUGUGGCAAUUGCAAACAUGACAUUCCAGAGGCUAAUUUCACUACCCAUGAGAUCCACUGCCGAAGAAACAUCGCACUGUGUGAUGUAUGCCAGGAGCCAGUGCCCCGGUCAGAUCUGCAGGAGCACAAACAGCAGGAGCAUACUCAGAUUACAUGCAAGUGUGGUUUGAAGAUUGAGAAGAAACGUAUCGAGGUUCACCAGAACUUUGAAUGCUCUCACCGGCUGGUCCCGUGCCAAUUCUGUGAACUGGAGAUUGUUUUCAGUCAAUCCAAAGAACAUGAGGAUUAUUGCGGUACACGCACUGAGCCCUGCGUACACUGUAAGUGUAACGUAAUGUUGAGGGAACAAGCCGUGCACCCGGUCUUAUGUGGAAGCCUUACACCUCCCCAAGAGAGGAACAACAGCCGGACAAGUCGCAGUCCAGUUGAAACGCAGCCUCCAGGGGCCUGGUUUGAAGCCCACUCUAUCCGAAACCUCCUAAGAGCCCAAGAGAGAGGCCCAAAGAAUAAUAACAUCAGUGCAGCAGAUCAACAGGCCUUUCCCCGGCCAUUUGAUCCAAGUGUAUACGGCACUUCAAGGGGACCUCAAGGCCCAGGUGACUGGAAGAAUACUGCCCCGAGAAAUACAUUUAGCCACUUGCUGGGGCAGAGUGAUUUUUUGAAUAGCACCAGCAGCAGCAGCAGCAGCGGCAGCAGUGCGUGGCCACAAAGUGACCUCACACUGGAUGCAGAUUCAUCAGGCCUGGACUACAUGUUGGCUCUCAGCCUGCAGAGUGAUGUAGAAUCGAUGGCUGGGGGAGUAGAGGGAAACCUGUGGAGUGGAAUCUGGGACCACAAGAUUGGGAAGACAUCUAACACCUCUGUUAACUCUCUACUUUCUCCACCCAACAACAAUUACCCAAACUUCACUACAGGCACAAGUGCAGUCCAGGAACAGGAUCCAGCAGAUACCAUGCUGCCUUGUGAGUUUUGUGAAGAGCUGUUUCCUGAGGAGGACCUCAUUUUACAUCAGACUGGAUGCAGCCCCGCCUCCGCCUUUGCGUCUUACAGCAAGCAGCCCUUGUCACCACCUAAAGAAGACAGGAUGUGCAGUAAUGCUUCAGGGCUGAUGCACAACCUUCCCGACACACUCGCUUCAAACAUCCCCACCUUCCCUCGCUCUGUCUCGCCGGCCUCCUACAGUCCUCCAGCCAGUCCACUAGAGGGCGAUGUGGUCAUUCCAUGUGAAUUCUGUGGCGUUGCUCUGGAGGAGGCUGUCGUCUUUCACCAUCAGGACAAAUGUGAUAUGCGUCCUCAGACUGCCCAUCCACUGAAUAAUCUAACAAAAGCAUCUAUCAAAAAACCACUGAGCCCUGCUAAAGACGCCUUUGGUCAGAUGUCUCCAGAUUUUCAAAUGAGAAUGAACCCCCAAGCUGACUUCUCGGACGGGGACUUUGGAUUCAACAGAGACUCACAACCAGAGUUAAACACAAGAGAAUGGCCGAGAGGCUACAUUGGACUACCGAGUCAAAGGAAGACAUCCAACUGUGAUGCUUCUGUAAAAAACCGAGCUCAGCAGGGCAGGGAAGCAGAAGGGGCGCAUUCAUCUUUCAGUGACACUGAGAAGUCUGCUUCUGCAUCUCUAAAGGGAGAACAUCUACCAGAAAAUAAGGAAGGGAGAGGGAACAGAAGAAAUUCAUUGACAAAGUUGCCCAAGAAGCAGAAUGAAGAGGCGCAGGAAGAGUGAGCGCAGGAACAUGUGGAGAAAUACAAAAACCAAAUCUCCUACUCUGCUUUUUCUUUAUCUUCUCGCACACUUUUGAAAAUGAAUCAUAUACCUAUCAGAUAAGUGCCUGUGUGAGUAUUAGUAAUCUUGCAGUUUAUGUUUUGAUGAGUUUUACUAUUAAAGCCUAAGUAAGUAUUUGGUUAUUAAUGCAUAUUCUGCUUUAUUUCAAGAUUUUUUUCAAAUGUUUGUAUGUCUAACAUUUAGCCUUGAAAUCUAAAUUAUAAAAUCAAUUUUAUUUGCGCUCAAUUUAAUUGGAUUUUUAAUUUUUAAUUAUUAUAAUUUUUUACUGUACAAGUCGUGUCAGUGCUCAUUAGGAACAUUGAGAACAUCAAACACACACAUGACUGUCGGUUUGCAUUUGUCUAACUUAAUCUUUACCCUGUUAGUUCUGCCAUGGACAUCUUUCACCCGUGUCUGCCGGUUCUUUCAGGGUCUUUCACAGUGUUCCUGUUGGUUUCUGCAUCUUUAUGUAACCUAAAGCACUUUGAUAGAUUAUUUUGUUAAAAAAGGGCUUGCGGAACAGAUUUGAUAAAUUUAUGAAUCUUUUGACCACGGAAAAACAACAAGUGUGUAAUUGAACAUGUCUUUUUAUACUGUUGAACAUUUGUCUUAAAUACUCUUCAGUAAUAUUUAGAUUUUUUUUAAUCAUAACUAUAGAACUAUAUAUGUGGUGUUAUGAUGAGAUGGCUUUUGAAGCAGUGUCUCCUGUCCAAACUUCUUUUUAAGUAGUAUGAAAUAUGUUGUGUACUGCUCCUCCAAAUAGGAUUUAAGAUUGAUAAGAUGUAUUGUGUGUGUAACAUAGGGUCCACUUUAGCAUUACAUAUAAGAUAGGCAACCUUGUGCCACAGACGGUUGAGCCCUUUUACCUAAAGACAACACCAGAGCAUUUUCCUGAUUAACAUCUGAUCGUCCACCUCAACUAGUGAGGAGCAAAUAUUCAGUGAAAUCUCCUGCUGUGGUGUUUCUUUGGACUGUAGGCACUCACGGCACACGGCUGACUAUUCAUGUUUUAGAACAACUGUCUUGAUGCUUUUUGUCUUGUGUGGCUAUUAAAUGUUUAAUGAGGACA
Molecule: messenger RNA, 3532 nt
Organism: Cottoperca gobio
Lineage: Eukaryota; Metazoa; Chordata; Actinopteri; Perciformes; Bovichtidae
Gene: trafd1
Product: TRAF-type zinc finger domain containing 1
Exons: 12
Coding region: 676-2424 (582 amino acids)
Biological process (GO): negative regulation of innate immune response
Cellular component (GO): mitochondrion
Molecular function (GO): zinc ion binding
Source: RefSeq, a predicted model, not a curated record